AGUAAACACAGUGCUUCGUAUAUAACUGGCGCGUUUUAAGAGACCACUCCACUGAAGACUUUGUUCGCUCCGUCACCAUGAAGUCCGCCAUCUUGUUUCUCAUGUUAACGCUUGUAUUCGCUGCCGAGGCGGAAAGGCACAAGAGAUGGCUUUGGAAGACAUGCAGUACGGACGUUGACUGUGGUGUGGACCGCUGCUGCAUUUCUGUACUGAAAAUCUGCGCUCCCAAGAGAGAAGAGGGGGAAUCCUGCAAUUUCUCGCACCUUCAUGGCUGUGACUGCAAAGAUGGCCUGACUUGUCAGCCGUACGGGAGCCUCAUCACCCUCUACAAGUGCAUGCCGGAGCCUGGCUCAGGAGGAGGCGCUCUUUAAACGCUAACAAAUAUAACCAUGUCACCUUGCAGUGUUGUCCUGGUUGAUGUGUUGUGGGGAUGGAAAAAAGGGCGCUCUUUAAACGCUAAUAAAUACAUCUAAGUCACUUA
Nematostella vectensis (starlet sea anemone) is the source of this 481-nucleotide messenger RNA. RefSeq names its product prokineticin Bv8-like peptide 2. The transcript has 3 exons. The record is from RefSeq and is a predicted model, not a curated record. NCBI's taxonomy places the organism in Eukaryota, Metazoa, Cnidaria, Anthozoa, Actiniaria, Edwardsiidae. Bases 78 to 371 code for a protein of 97 amino acids.